AAAACACACCAACAUCUACAUCUCAUAAAACUUAACAACCUUCAUUUAGAAACUUUCUUUAGAUCCACUUUUCAUUCUAUAAGAUAUCAUUUAUGGAUCAAUUCAAUUUCCAUAAGAUAUCAUUCCCUAAUUUAAUUAAGCUUUUCCCAUUUUUAAUUUCACUAUCUUUGUUUCCUUUCAUUUAUUCUCCUUCUUCCUUAAUUUCUUUCCUCCAUCACUUCAACUUCUACUUAUCUACAUUCUCUCACCAACUAUUCACCCAUACCAUAGACAAAAAUAGCAUGUUCCUCCUAUGCAAUGGUCUACUUGUUUUUGUUGGAAUAACAAGAUCUUUAUAUGGGUCUAGUAGUCUUGAUGAAUCUUUUAACUAUGUUGAAGCUAAAGAACCAAUGUUGGUGGUGAAGGAGAAAAUCAAUUACCCUUAUCAAGAGAACAUUGAAGGUGAGUACACAAAAGAAAUCAAGUACUCUAGUGAAGAAGUAGAAGAAAAAGUUAAAGAUAUAAAUUUGGAAGAAGGAAAAGGAAGUAGCAUAUUAAUUUUGGAACAAGAGGAGGAGCUAGAGAAAGUAAGUAAGAUAUUUGAUGAAGAGAAAGACAAAGAUUCAAAAAUGGGUGAGUUUAUGAUUGGAGAAAGAGUUGAAGAGCAAGAAGUUGUAGAAGAAGUAAAUUGGAUGAUAAGUAAUGAGGAGUUGAAUAAAAAAUUUGAUGACUUUAUUAAAAGAAUGAAGGAAGAUUUGAGGAUUGAAGCUCAAAGGCAAUUAGUCAUGGUUUGAUUUUGAUUAAUUAGGAACUAUCAUGAUGAUUUUUAUGUUAGAUUUUUUUUUUGUUUUUUAGGAUUUUUUUUUACAAGGUCUUUUGAAGGAGAAUUCACCUACCUUUUACAAAAUGUAGUUUCAAUACAGACUAAUAAAGUUAUAAUAGAUUCUCGAUAUUAUAUAAUA
Cicer arietinum (chickpea) is the source of this 941-nucleotide messenger RNA. RefSeq lists its product as uncharacterized. Lineage: Eukaryota; Viridiplantae; Streptophyta; Magnoliopsida; Fabales; Fabaceae. The record is from RefSeq and is a predicted model, not a curated record.